Serpula lacrymans var. lacrymans S7.9 is the source of this 579-nucleotide messenger RNA. RefSeq lists its product as uncharacterized. The coding region runs from base 1 to 579 and encodes 192 amino acids. NCBI's taxonomy places the organism in Eukaryota, Fungi, Basidiomycota, Agaricomycetes, Boletales, Serpulaceae. Gene Ontology annotation, biological process: protein targeting to membrane. The transcript is spliced from 4 exons. Gene Ontology annotation, cellular component: cytoplasm; nascent polypeptide-associated complex. The record is from RefSeq and is a predicted model, not a curated record.
AUGUCUGCAACCAUCGAGGAAAUUCACUCUGACCACUCUGACCACGAUCAUGAGCAUGACCACGACGAAGACCCCACUUCGGCAGCUGCUCUUGACAAAAUUCAGUCUCGGUCAGAAAGGAAAGCGAGAAAAGCUCUCCUCGGGUUGGGCUUGAAGAAGGUUCCUGGCAUUACGCGGGUCACUUUACGGAGACCAAAGAACGUUUUGUUCGUGCUGGCGGCUCCCGAUGUUUACAAGUCGCCUAACAGCGACUGUUACAUCGUCUUCGGUGAAGCCAAGAUUGAGGACAUGAACUCUCAAGCCCAGUUGUCGGCUGCACAACAACUUGCUUCCGGUGGUGGAGGUGGAGGUGUUGCCAACCUUGAGAACUCGCCUGCUGGUGCAGAAGGUGACGAUGACGAUGACAUGCCAGAGCUUGAAGCUCCUGAAGACGAUGGACCGGUUGACGAGACGGGUGUUGACCCAAAAGACAUUGAACUUGUCAUGGCUCAGGUCAACUGCUCGAGAGCGAAGGCAGUUCGGGUACUCAAAGAGAGUGGAGGGGACUUGAUCAACGCCAUUAUGGCUGCGAGCGAGUGA